Molecule: messenger RNA, 672 nt
Organism: Dujonia railenensis
Lineage: Eukaryota; Fungi; Ascomycota; Pichiomycetes; Serinales; Debaryomycetaceae
Source: the annotation of a GenBank genome assembly
AUGAAGCGUAUAUCUAACCUAUACCUCAAAGUAUACAAUGGCGUAUCUAUUAUCUUGUGGCUCUUGGUCCUAUAUGGGGUCCUCUUGGGAGAGAACAGCUGGUUUUCUCAGAGCCCGAGGUCCCUAUACAGAGCAAAGUCAACCUCAGAGGUGUACCCACAUAAAUUCUUAAACAUCACCGAGUGGUUCAAUGCCAUAUUGGAGAUAGUACACUCUCUCGUUGGACUCGUGCCUUCUCCCCUCCCAACGUUGCUCCUCCAGCUUACUGCAAGGCUACUUAUUACGCAGGGCAUCAGCUAUAAGCUCCCGCAGUCUGCAGGAAACUACUCGUGGGGAUACGCUACGUUGUCGUUCGUGUGGUCGGUUUCAGAUUUGAUCAAGUACGCCUUCUAUUUCGCCAAAUUAUUUUCUAGGAAGGGUCAAGGUGUUCCUGCGGGAUUGACUUGGUUGAGGUACACUGCAUUUAUAGUGUUAUACCCAUUGGGAUUGGUCGGUGAGCUGCACACUGUGUAUUUAUCUCUAGAUGCAGCUCAAGGCUCUCACUACUACUGGUUUUUGAUCUUUGCGUUGGCCAGCUAUAUACCUGGCUUCUUUCUUUUGUACGGGUACAUGCUCAAGCAAAGGAAGAAGGUGCUAUCUAAAGAAACAGUUAGAGCUAGCAAAGCACAGUAG